AUGCCAUUAGAGAUUGUAUUCCUUCCACUGCCGUGGUUCCGUGCAAGGUGCUCUUUCCCUAACUUGGCAAAACUUCUCAACAAAGGGUACGACAAGCCCCGGUUAAAGUACAAUAUCAUCCAAACGCCAAGAAUUCGCAACAGUGAGUCAUUGCUUGAAAACUUAGCUGUAAAGCCAGAUGAUGAAAUAGGGAUCUUUUUGCUACUCGGAGGAGAAAAAGAGUUUGCAGCUCUCAAGGAAAGAGGGUUCGAAAGAGACUUUAAUGACGAUUCAGUAGAAAGUGCUUUGGAAUGCGAUAUACCCCCAGAGUUCAGUUCAUAUUUUGACCUUGAUAUGUUAAACACUGCGCAAGUGACGAUAGCUGACACAAGCUAUGACUUCAAUGAGAAAAAGCUAAACAGAGUCAUUGCCAGUCUUGGGUUUAGAUCAUACUACAAGAAUUCCAAUCAGACAACAAAGCCAUUUAUUUUGACAGCAUAUACCUCGUUCGUGAAAAACGCUGCCUCAAAGUUUCUUGAAUUUGUGUUGAAAGAACUAUUGGUUGAUCCCAAAUACUUCAAUGUACUCUCUCAUACUGGUGACAUUGCUAAAUAUGGCCGUUUGUCAAUCCACGCUGAUUGCAUUGUUGAACAUGGAUUGGUUGGCUAUUACACAAAAAAAUGCAGCUUUGAAGCAACGGGAGAGAAAGUCUUAGUCCAGGUGGGUGCGCUGAUUGGUGGUGAUGCAUCGUCAGCUAGCUACAAGGCAAUUGAAGCGAGUCGUGACUUCCACAUAGCUUAUAUACGCCGGGAAAUCGAGCUUAGAUGA
This is a messenger RNA of Lodderomyces margitis, 807 nucleotides long. RefSeq lists its product as uncharacterized. Bases 1 to 807 code for a protein of 268 amino acids. Lineage: Eukaryota; Fungi; Ascomycota; Pichiomycetes; Serinales; Debaryomycetaceae. The record is from RefSeq and is a predicted model, not a curated record. The transcript has a single exon.